This is a messenger RNA of Emiliania huxleyi CCMP1516, 606 nucleotides long. RefSeq lists its product as hypothetical. The annotation marks the transcript as partial. The transcript has a single exon. Gene Ontology annotation, molecular function: ATP hydrolysis activity; ATP binding. Lineage: Eukaryota; Haptophyta; Isochrysidales; Noelaerhabdaceae. The record is from RefSeq and is a predicted model, not a curated record.
GUGCUCGAGUCGCGCCUGAGCACGAUGGUGGGCCUGCAGAGCAUCAAGGAGCACCUCUACACGCUGCUCGACACGCUCGAGAUGGACCAGCGCCGCUGUGCGGCAAUGCCGGAGUUCGUGUCGCAGCGCUCGUCUAUGCACAUGGUCUUCCUGGGCAAUCCGGGCACGGGCAAGACCGCGGUCGCGCAGCUCAUCGCGGGCGUGCUCAACGAGCUUGGCGUGCUGCGUCGUGGCCACCUCGUCGUCGCCAAGAAGGACGACCUCCUCGGCCGCUACUCGAACCACGUCGCACGCAACACGCGCGCCGUCGUCGAGAGCGCGCUCGGCGGCGUGCUCGUGAUCGACGAGGCGUACUCGCUGCUGCAGGGCGAGAUUGAGCUCGGGCGCGAGGCAAUCAACGUGCUGGUCGACAUGUGCUACGCCCACCGCGACGACCUCGUCGUCGUCCUCGCGGGCUACGACCGAGCGAUGGCGGAGCUCUUCGACGCGAACGCUGGCCUCGCGAGCCGCUUCCCGUACAAGUUCGCCUUCCCGGACUACACGCCGAGCGAGCUGGGCGAGAUUGCGGAGAUCAAGCUGCGGGCCUCGCGCUUCCGGCUCGCCGAC